Molecule: messenger RNA, 2252 nt
Organism: Limulus polyphemus (Atlantic horseshoe crab)
Lineage: Eukaryota; Metazoa; Arthropoda; Merostomata; Xiphosura; Limulidae
Exons: 5
Biological process (GO): potassium ion transport
Cellular component (GO): membrane
Molecular function (GO): voltage-gated potassium channel activity
Source: RefSeq, a predicted model, not a curated record
AAGUUACAUGGUCACGUUCACAGAUAUGUUGGUUACAGAUUCAAGCACAACACGUCAUUUGUAACCCGCCUCUCAACCAUUAGACGUCAUAAGCCUCCAAGCGCCACUUAUGGCUACUCUCCUUCUCCAAAAAGCAGGUUUGGGGAAUGCCCCUCUGAAUCUACCGGCGGAAGAACCAACACCAAUGAAGACAAUGUCUCCAAAGAGAUUGACGUGGCCAAAAGAAACUCUGACGACGACGAGAAAGAAGAACCGAAUGUCACCGUCUUAACCAAACAGCAUAAAACCGCCAUCAGAGCCCUGAGAAAGAUCAAAUAUUUCGUCGCCAGGAGGAAGUUUAAAGAAGCUUUAAAACCAUAUGAUGUGAAAGACGUAAUAGAGCAAUACUCGUCUGGCCACGUGGAUCUGUUAGGGAGGGUGAAAAACCUGCAAGGAAGGUUAGAUUUAAUUCUUGGAAAAACUGGAUCAAGAGCAAAAGAUGUUUACCAGUCCAAGAUUAGUCUAGCUUCCAGAAUAGUGAAAGUAGAGAGAACGAUUGAAGACAUAGAGAGUAAGCUAGACCAACUGAUUGAAAUGUAUUUAGAAGACCGACAACGUUGGAAUCCACCAGUGACAUCUAACAACCUGUCACCAUCAUACUCUAUAAUGACGUUGGCGCCCCCUCCAAGUCCUGUCCCGCCCUCAGUUCCAUCUUUCUCCAUUCUACCUUCGCAGCCAAAAUUCAGGUAUAAUCUAGUUGACAAAAAUGAGCUUAAUAGCCACGUGACCAAGAAUCCUAGUCGACCUAUACAACGUGGAAACUCGGAUCUCAGUCAGCGGCUGAAAAAGAAGGUCAAACUGUGCCAUUCUCUCGACACGAACACGAGAGUGUCCGAGCAGCUGAGAAGAUCCGCCGAGAGUGAUUCGUAUUUGUGUCCAAGUAUACAGAUUGAGUCAGAGAACCAAGUGGACUUCCAGAACACUCUGCAGACUUCCGUUACCUCCGUGGGAGCAUGUUCCGAAGCAAGUACAGACAUGGAAUGCCUAGUUAUCAGCGAGGGGGACACCGACUCGAGUCCUGAAGAAUCAGAUGUUACUCGUUUUCUCACUGAUUCUGACUGUGACGUCAGCACCAUUACGGUUAUCCUCCCUGAAAAGUUAUCCUCAAGUAGGAAGCAGGUGAAAGACUUGAAAACUUAGAAUGUUGGCGCCAUCUAGUGAUGUUUUUUGAAAUUACGUCUCUUAGGCAAGCUUUAAAUUUUGUAUAUACUGAAAGAUGUUUACAUUAUUAGCACUUCUCUAUUCUCAACCCAUUCAGAUCGGUGCAUUCCAUCCAUCUCACUUUCCAUUUCACCCUCGUAAGUAGCUCUUUUUGUGGUCAAAGUAAGUUUUGUGGUCUGAGGCUGCACCACCAGGAAAUCACUAGAAUCUCAGGAAUAACUAGCAUUUAUUUUUGAAGAUUUUAAAACACUAAUUGAAAUACACGCAUUUUUAACUCUCACCGGUGUCGUUUAUCUAAAUAUAUUAUUGUAACUUUAAGUUGUCAUACCAUGUGGUACAAUCUCUUAUGUUUCUGAACAUGUUUGGUUUUCCUGUUUGUUUUUUUUCUCAUUUAUACUUUGUAAGGAAAAACAAAAGUUAUAAGGUUAGGAAUUCUGUUGUGUAUUUUGAGCUCUGGUCCGUAUAUUCGUAACGUGAGAAACAAUUAUUUUAAAUUUAGUUUUCGUGCUUUGGUUUGUGAUUAUUGGUAUAUAAUUUAAUAUAUUUCAUUGGUCAGGUUAUUUUUACUUUGAUAUAAAAGGUUAUAUUUCAACUUUCAAAUACAGCCUAUUUUCUCAGUACGCCUUGCCAGCUUCAGCUAACUUCUGUAAUUAACACUGACCCUUUAGAAACACAAGAAUUAAAGCCAUAAAAUAGAGGUAACUCAACCUCGUUUUUGUGAGCUUUUUAAAAACACGUAUUUAUAUAAACAAGUCUGCUUCUCAACCAUUUUUUAUUAUCUUAGCCUUGUAUAAAACUCAGGAAAGCUCACUAAUCAGGUAGCUCCUCCGGAAAGUCACCAGUUUUCAUAACAUCUUACUUCGCUUUUACACAUCUCUCUAUAUAGUUACUCAGCUCUAUAGAAGUAACAUUUUAAACCUAUCCUGCACAGACUCCCAUAUCAAGAACGCUCUCAGCUUUAAACGUCAUGAAUAUCAUACAUCACAAACACCUGUAGCUUUUCACAUCACGAGCUCCUAGAGUUUUCCAUUUCACGAGCUCCUAGAGCUUUC